Messenger RNA from Lytechinus variegatus (green sea urchin), 2367 nucleotides. RefSeq names its product protein ALP1-like. Lineage: Eukaryota; Metazoa; Echinodermata; Echinoidea; Temnopleuroida; Toxopneustidae. The coding region runs from base 487 to 1413 and encodes 308 amino acids. The record is from RefSeq and is a predicted model, not a curated record. The transcript has a single exon.
AGCCCGGCUCACACCUUUGCGUUUUUAGCUGCGUAUUGCUGCGAUAGCCGAACGCAGCCUAAACGCAGCCUUAAGCAGCACGACGCAGCAAAACAUUCGGCAGCCCUCACACUGUUGCGUAUGGAGCUCGUUAUAGCUCGUACAUUUUUUCGAAAAAUGACCGCUUACGGUCGCUUUAGGUUGCGUUUUACCUCGCUCUAGCUCGCUUUUGCUCGUAGCAGUACGAUGCAAUACGAAGUUUGCUCGCCACGUUGCGUGUUUAUCUCGUUAGCCACUCGUUUGUUGCUCGCUAACCGCUCGCCCUACCUCGUCUCGCCUCGACUCACUGCUCAUUCACUCGCUUUAUCUCGACUGCUGCUCGUUCCGCGGCGUAACAGUUCGCUCUGCUGCGUACACGUGUGGUCGUAUAUUGCAGCGGUGAUGAUCAUUUUGUGGUACUAGUCAUAAUCUUUGACGAAUCUACAGGCAAACAUCGCUUUGUGAACUAUGACUUCUCUGCAAAGCUCUUCUAUACAAAAAAUUAAGCUUUUGCUUCAGCUGGAAGAGGAAGAGGCCACUGACGAUUAUGCGCAAGGGGAAUUGCUGCUUGAGUUGCAUCGACGAAGUCGUAUCCGGCCUCGAAGUUGUUGGAUUCGGUCUUGGAUCUGCAGGAGGAAUGAGCAGGGCCAUUUCAACCAGCUGAUGAGGGAACUAGAAGCUGAAGACCAAGAAGCAUUCGCAAACUAUUUGAGAAUAAGUCCUGCAAUGUUCAGUGAGUUAGAACAAAGACUCCAUGGGAGACUGGAGAAGCAGGACACCUUCUUCAGGGAAGCUCUUUCACCUGCACUAAAGCUAGCCGUCACCCUUAGACACUUGGCCACUGGGGACAGUUACAAAACGCUCAUGUAUAGUUUCAGGGUUGCCGAUAACACAAUUUCACUCAUAGUCCGUGAAGUGUGCUCUGCCAUCAUCGAGGAGUUCUCAGACGAGCUUGUUAGGUGCCCCACCAGUCCUCAAGAAUGGAAAACGGUUGCACAGGGCUUCGAAGAUCGGUGGAACGCUCCUCACACCAUUGGAGCCUUGGACGGCAAACAUAUUGCCAUCCGAUGUCCCGCUGAUAGUGGCUCCAUCUUUUACAACUACAAGGGCUUUUAUUCGCUAGUUAUGAUGGCCUUAGUUGAUGCCCAGUACAGGUUCCUGUGGAUCGAUGUGGGAGCUGAGGGAUCUACGUCAGAUGCGCAGCUUUUUAACUCUUGCGAACUAAGGCAACGCCUAGAAUCGGACACCCUUGGAGUACCCCCUCCAGAGCCCCUGCCAAAUGACGACGAGAACACCCCUUACUACAUCGUGGCAGACGAGGCAUUCCCGUUGAGAACAUGGCUGAUGAAGCCAUAUGCUAGAACAGCUAUGGCUAGAGAAGAGAGAGUUUUUUAACUACAGGCUCUCUCGGGCUAGGAGAGUGGUCGAGAACGCUUUCGGAAUUCUCGCCAAUCGAUUCCAGUGCCUGCUUUCCACUCUCCGCCAAACCCCUGCGACUGUCAGAUUAAUCGUUCAAGCAUGUGUAUGCCUCCACAACCUGAUGAGAUCUCGAUACCCAUCCAUUCAAAAUCCAGCCCUUGACAUGGAGGAUGCCGAGCACAACCUAGUGCCCGGUUCAUGGAGAGGAGAGCAAACACUGGCUGACAUAAGACAACCAACUAGAGGUCGCCCGAUCACCCAGGCAGCUCAGGCCCAAAGGAAUUACAUCAAGGCCUACUACAACAGCCCUGCUGGUUCUGUUCCCUGGCAGGAGUCAAAGAUUUGAAUGAGUCAUGCAAAUAUAUGCUCAGGAUUUUACCAAUGCAAUACCUAAAGACGUGUUUAACUAGCUUGAAGACCCAAACAUUACCUUGUUAGUUCUUUCGGUGUUGCAUAUUUAAGAAAAACAGAGAGAUAACAAUGGAAUAACUUUUUACUCCUGGACAGUGAUGCAGCAGUGCAGUAUCACGAAAUCUGUUCUAUUGCUACCGACAUCUGGACCAACAUAUGGAAAUUUUGGAAAUCUCUAGGACUUGUAUUCCACAGAAAAGAUAAAUUCCCUACCGAUGUAAUAUUUUUUUCAAUGCUAUGUUAGAUAUUACGAUGGUUUAUUUUUUUUAAGAUUUAGAUUAAAGCCAGAGUAUAGUCUUGGUAAACCGUGAAAAAAUCAUACAUUUUAUAAUUGGGCAAUUCAAUCGGGCUUUACGAUCUCUAACAGAUCUCUAAAAUGUUUUCUUCAAACCCAUCAAUUUUGGUAAUAUUAGCCAAAAUUAUAAAAACUCGGGAUGUCCCUGAGAUUUUCAGCAUAGCGUUAUGUACAGAGCUCCCUCUAGCGGCCAUUUUGCUGAUAAUUUGUCAUUUACAGCAAUC